AUGCAAGAAAGGUCCAAGAAAGCAAGCCACAGUGGAGCCUCGGGCUCGGGCCUUGAGGGCGAUGAGAAAGGUUCCAUUUCUAUUCACCCACCACCAAAUAUCUACAUCAUCGGCCUUUACUUCCCAUCCCAGCUAGGUAUGUCUUCCACGUGUGACUGCUGCCCCAACUGUGGCUUCUGCGCCAUAUGUGGCUUCUGCCACUGCCACGAACAGGCUGCACUCCAUGAGAUUGACCAGAGCACGCAUCAGAGCCAGCACAGCCCCAACUACCAACACGCUCAUCAGGAACAGAACCCACAUGGCCAACAUGCCCACCAUGGCCUCAACAUGCAGAAGGACUACUGGCCCCACGUCGACUGCUUCCACGCGCACCAGGGCCACCAUGCACACCAGGGGCAUCAUGCGCACCAUGACCAACAUGCACACCAUGGCAAAAGCAAACAUCACCGACGUGCCUAUGAUACUCCUAACACCGAGGGCUUGGGAAUCUGGAAUCGGGAAGGAACCUUCUACGGCCUAGUGGGGAACCGCUCCAACCAGAGUAGUUCACGCCAAAUCACUCGCACACCUGACACUCGCACUCCUAACACUCGCAAUCCUGACACUCGCCCGCAGGACACUCGCACUCCGGCGAUUGGAAGCGGGGCUAUGGUCAAAGGAAAGCAUCGGCUUCCUAUUCGAAACAACACUAGGGAGGUGAAGAAGCAGGAAGUUCCUGAUGAUACCGCUUCUGUCUGCACGCUGGACUAG
Messenger RNA from Penicillium canariense, 750 nucleotides. RefSeq lists its product as uncharacterized. The transcript has 2 exons. The record is from RefSeq and is a predicted model, not a curated record. The coding region runs from base 1 to 750 and encodes 249 amino acids. NCBI's taxonomy places the organism in Eukaryota, Fungi, Ascomycota, Eurotiomycetes, Eurotiales, Aspergillaceae.